Messenger RNA from Nezara viridula (southern green stink bug), 5109 nucleotides. The record is from the annotation of a GenBank genome assembly. Lineage: Eukaryota; Metazoa; Arthropoda; Insecta; Hemiptera; Pentatomidae.
GUUUCAGGAGUAAAUUUCAAGAGCAAGUAGAUCAGGGAAAGGCAAUCAUGGAACAGAGAGCAGCUGAUUUCCCAUUGGAUCAUUACUUAGAAUUUGAGAAAAUGAAAAAGAAACACAAGACAGUGUUGGAACAAGAACGAGCAGAACAGGAAUUAGAACCAAAACCUUUUAGUAGGACCGAAAAAUUAAUCAAACAAAUCAAUGAACUUACAACUGAAGCUGAGGAAAAAGUUAGAGCUUGCAUUUACAAUAAAGCUGCAAAACCAUCUUCUGUUUUCAGUCCUGUUUCAUUGGAUGAGAGUGACAGCGGUUAUACUGAACAUCUUGUUGAAGCAAAGUUUAAUGAAGUGACAUUUCAAAAACCCAAGGGAUCAGAUUCAAAAACACCACAAGAAAUAAGGAAGAAUCAACCGAGCCAAUUAAGAAAACCAUACAUUAAUAAAUCAUUUAAUAACCCAGUCAAAUAUGGAAGACAAACUUAUGGAAGUACAACUGAAACUAUGUCUAACUUGGAAAUACCUUCCAAACAGCUUAACCAAAAGAAAUUUAAUACAAAAUUGGAUUCAUCAAAACGUAAUCCACGUUACAUCUCGAAAUCUUCAUCUCUAAGCAUUCCUGAAAGUAGAAAUAUUAGAGAAGAAUUUCCAGAGCCGAUUUAUGCUAAAACUAAUUGUCAUUAUUGCUUGUGUGCUAAAGAUAAAGGCAUAGGAAAUCAUUUGAAGCAUUUAAAGGAAACUUCUAAGAGAGACCAAUGUCGCCACAAAAGCAACAAGUUAUACAUUGAUGAUAGUAGUGAACAAUUAAACGCUACAUAUAAAGAAAAACAUUAUAAUGACGUUUCUGUAAAUACUGAUCCUCUAUUAUUAAGACCUAAUACAAAUUUGAUUAGUGUAGUUUCUUCAAAAGAGGAAAGGAGUAACAAAACGAAUGAUUACGCCAAAAAGUUGUGCCAAAUUCAAGAGCUUCCAUUAGUUGUUAUUCGUCCUAAUUUUACAAAACAAGUCGGACCUAUAAUAGAUAUAAAAACCACUAUGCCUUCGUCACCAAAAAACAAUGUUGCUGUUGUGGAAUGUAUCCAUGGAGGAACCACAGCUAGAGUCAAAGAGAAUACCUCAGUUAAUGUCAUACAUGAAUCCGGUAUAGAUUCCGCAUCACAAACAGUCAAUCCUCCUGCUGUCCAUUUUAAAAAUUCUAGAGAUCUUAAAUUAUUAAAAGUUACUAAAGACUUGUUAGGAAAAUUAAAUUUUAAAGAUGGGACGAAUGUGGAGAGGUUGAAGAGAUCAUUGACCAGUUUAGUCACACUAUUGAAUCAAAUCAGCCCCAUUCACGUGGCCAACCUCAGAAUUAGUAACCUUGAUGCAGGCUCGGCAAGUGAGAGUAUAGAUACUUUUUUUUCUAACAUAGAUCUAGUGACCGAAAUUAUAGAAAAUGAAAUUAAGAAACCAACAGGAAGAUAUUGCGAUUAUCCGGAAUGUUUAAUUAAAGCUGUAGAUUUAUUGUGUGGAAAUAUUAGAUCUGUCUUUGUCAUAGAAGAUGUUCGAAAAAGAACUUCUAAGCCAUGUACGACUAAUGGAUCAGGUGAAGAAAAGAAGAAAGUUAAAAAGUCUUCAGUACCUAGCAUAAGAAAACAAAUAAGUAAGACAACUCUAGUUUCACAGAAAACAUCUGUCACUUCUUCAGUUGGGACUCAUGAAACAGAAGGAAACAUGGUUGCUGCAGGUAGCAUGGGAGACAUCCCAGGACAUUUGUAUAUCCCGUAUCGUCUGCUUAUUCCAGGAGGCAAACAUAAAGCAAUGGAAGAAGCUAGAAAUUCACAAGAUAUUGAAUUGAGAUUCAAACGUUUGGAAAAGGUUCUUGAGAUCAAUGAAAACUUGAGAAAGGCUGUUCCGUCAAAAGAAUCUUCACAGACUGAUCAUUCGAUGCAUUCCACGAUUGAUGAAGACAAAUCAAUUUCAAAUAAAGAUGCUCAUGUUUUAAACGAAACAUUUAUUAUCAAGAGUGCUAGUGAAGAUGAAGAAGAAAGUGAAAUAAUUCAGGAAAAAAAUGAAACAAAGAUAAAUAAAGCAGACCAAGAUUAUGAAGAUGAUUGGGAAGAUGCCGAAAGCUCUAAAUCAUAUGAUGGAUCAUUGGCUAUGACUGACAUAAAUGUAGUUGCUCAAGUUCAUUCUAGCGGAGGACAAACUUCGUUAGCACAUUCCAGUCCUAAGAAACAAUUAUCUGUUUCCAGCAAAGGCUCUCAAACUGGAACUUUGCCGCCUGCAUCACGUUCAUCCUCAAGAGCGAGUCAGAAUCAUUCAAAAGAUAAAGAAGCAAAAGAUAUUAAAAGACAAACAGAACCAAUACCAGACAAUAAAAAAGUUCAUAGUGAGCUAAAAGAUGUUGAGACUCAAUAUUAUGUUGGUAAACGAGAUAUAUCAACAAUGUACUGUGAAGAGAAAAGUGAAAGUCAAAAACCAAAAGUUGAAAUACUCGAACCUAUUAAUGUCGCACCUGAAACAGGUUGUUUUACUGUUUUGAGAAUGACCAAUGCCUCUACUAAUUCUUUAUUAGAAGUACGUUUUCCUGAGCAAACCGAAAAACUCCAAAGUAGCCUUACAGUUCAAAAGACCCAUAAUAGUGAAGAAGUGAAACUUUUAUAUAAUUUGGACAAAGAUGAUAAAAUAAUUAGUCGGCAGGUAAUAAAUGAAAAUGGAUUGAAAUCUGUUCCGCCCCGAAAAGAAAUUGUAACAAUAGAACCAAUUCAGAUAGACGCUCCUAAAAAUAUUGAGAAAGUAUUUACGAAAUGUGAACAAAAUAUAGAUGAAAAAGCAUCGUUACAGAAAAAGGAAGAUAUUAACGAUUUUCAAAACAUAACAACCAAUUUUAUCCAGUUCCUGGAGAACAAGGUGACCGAAAUGGUCAAUAAGUUUAAGACAUCAGAAGUGACUUGUGAAAAUCUCUUAGACCAAAAGUUGACAAGCAGUGCAGAACGUAAAGCAUCAGUAAACAACUUACAUAUUAGUUCUUCCAAAACCAGUUUGAAAAAUGAAGUUUUUUAUAAAUCUGCCAGUUCUUUAAUUAGUACUCAAAGCAACGAUGAUUUUGGAAACUGGCUUUCUCGUAGGUGUACACCGGAUAAUCAAGAGAUCGUACCUUUUGAAAAUCUGACAAGUCCACCUGUCGGUCUGCAACUGAAAGAUUCAAAUGCGUUAAUCGAAACUUCUGAUCCACAAAAUAUGGAUCGUAGACAUAAUCUGCAAAAAAUUGAAGAUAGUAAUUUAUUUGGAAUUCCUUUCAAUUUAGUUAGGGAAAGACAAAGUAGUGAUAAUAGGAAUUCAGAUAAAUUUAACAGUGAUUUAAUAAGUGACAAAAGCUCUGAAAAUAUGAAAUUAGUUUUAAAAGAAAAGGAAAUUGACAAAGUGCCCAUUGCCAGAGGACUCCAUAACAGGCUCUUUCCUCUACCUGAAGAUGUUAAUUAUAGUAGAAGAAGCAGUUCAAAUGAAAAAGAAAAAUUAUCUUUUCCACCCGCUACGCAGUUCGAAGUAACAGCCGACAUACACGAAAGAGUAGAAAACUUUGACCAGAAAAGUACUACUGAACAGGCAGUUGAAACCUCUUCUUUGAAAAAUAAUGAAACAGGAAAUGUGCAAGAAGUGGAUAUUUCUAACAAACAGUCAAUAUCAUUCGAAGAAGCCAUUUCAGCUCUGGUGAGUGUGGAACAAAGUUUCGAUGUUACCGACAGCAUUGAAGAAAGUACUGUAAUAGUUGCAAAAACACCAACAAUUGCAUCAAAAAGUGAAGAUGAAUUAGACUCCCAAGGAACUUCUGUAUCACAUUUCGCAAAUAUUCUCUCUGCCUCUGAAAGUGGAAAUGCACCAAAAUAUACAUUUCAAGACAAGAUACUGAUUUCAGUACCAAAAGAUCUAAAUUCAAGUGUGCCAUCUGAAUCCAAAAUCAGCCAGCAAGAGCAAAAAUCUAUGAAUUCAGUAGAGGCACUUUCUAUGAAAAAGGAUUUUUCAAGAUUGUUGCCUAUUCCAGAAAAAAUUGAAAAAGAUCAACCAGAUGAAAAGCUUUAUGAUACGGAACAAGAGGCAGUUUCUAACGCUAGUGUUCAUUCUCUGUUUGUCAGUGGCCCGUCCCAUGUUGACAGAAGUCUGAAAUCUUCGGAUUAUCUUUUUAGGAAAAUGGGCAACUCUCCUGUUUUAACUCUAGAAAAUGAAUCAUCAAGCCAUGAUGAACCACCUAAAAUACCAUCCCCUACUUCUAGCAGUAUCUCUGUUGAAAAUUUGGCAUUUGAUAAUCCAUCUCGUACGUCAAGUCGAACCAUAAGUGAUACAAUAAAGGAUAAUAUUCCUAAGAAGAGACAAUUUGACAAUUAUUCUCAAACAUCACCUCCUAAAGAAGACAUCAUGAUUCAAACAUUACCUUUGAGUAGUGAAGAUGUUUCCGAAAUAUCUGAUGAUUAUAUUAAAUUAAAUUACUUUAAUCCUGAAGAAAUGUCUGAAGGAGAAAUAGGUUAUGUGUAUACAUCAAACAGUUACAGUAGUGGAGAAAUAAAACCUUAUAGUGAACAAAAUGAGGAUGAUAUUUUAACUGAACCAUCUACGGUUCGAGAAACUCCUCAGCACUUUGAAUCUGCCAUAAGUCUUGAACACGGUGAACCAAAUUUAUUGAGCACUAUAUCAGAAAAUAGGACAAUAGUGAAAAGAACUCUUACUGAACUUGGUACAUCGGAAAUGUAUGUUAUGCAUACAAAAAUAAUGGAGAGAGUUUCCACGAAAAGUGAGAAAAAUCAAGACAUUUUUUCUGUAGGCGAUCUAUUAAAUUCAAGUAAUGACAGUACAAGCACAGGAGAGCUAAAAAAACUGUUUAGCAAAGAGGAUAAAAUAGACGAAGAAAAAUUAAUAGACAUUCAUGUUCAUUGCAGCACUCGAUUUUCAUCUGAGUCUUCAGGAGGUGCUGAUUCUGUUGAAAGUAGAGAAAGCAGAGAAGAUGAUUAGCAAACAUUUAUUUUUACAAUUAUGUAUAUGUACAUUCAUAUCUUUUUAUAUGUAUUUUUAAUAAAUUUUGUAAAAUUUUUGCUAUGCUCAUUUGGGUACUUGUGAGCGUGGUGGGCUCUAUGGACUGCUA